Molecule: messenger RNA, 3801 nt
Organism: Linnemannia hyalina
Lineage: Eukaryota; Fungi; Mortierellomycota; Mortierellomycetes; Mortierellales; Mortierellaceae
Source: the annotation of a GenBank genome assembly
AUGCAGGCACAGGGGCGAUUUCAGGCAGCGCGCCCCGUCCUUCCAAAUGGACUCUCUGCUAUUACAGGAGCUGCACCCACCGACGCCGACAUAUUCUACAUCGACAUUCACCCCGACCCAGCUGCUGCUGUAGAGAUCGUACUUUGGAGCGAUAUCAUUAUGAUGUUCAAGGACGCCAUCUAUGCCCGACACAACUUGCGUACACUCGCCUUCCUGAAGGGUACCGACUUUACAACUCUCUCCCCUUAUCGAAUUGCUGCUCUUCCCAACACCGUUCUGGAAGUGGUCGUGAAUGCGCCAUUGAACGUGACAGGCAACGCCACACCUUCUUCCACACCUACCGCUGCACCUGCCGCUGCACCCCUCACUGCCCCUCUCACUGCGGCCAACCUUCAACAGGCAACUCUCGCAGCAAACAAGAGCACCCCAUACCAUACAAGGCCCUCUCUUGCCCAGACCAGAGUUCUUUCCCCGCUUGUCUCCAAGCCUAUUCCUCUUACAGCUACCCAGCUGCGACCUCCACUUGCAACCCCCAAUAGUGUCGCUCGACCGCCCGUCUCUGCGGCUGUCCAGAAACCUGCUCACACAGCCGCCCGAGCCACCAUUGGCAGAAUUGCCUCUCACAUCAACUUGGAGCGGCUGCAGGUGAGAGGUGAAGGAGACAAACAGGACUUUGUCAAGGUCCUGGAGUGCUACCUCAAGGCGGCCAAGAAGAGCCAUGCUUACGCCCAGUUUGCGGUCGGGAAGAUCUACUUUGAGGGCAAGGAAGUCAAGCAAGACUAUGCCAAAAGUAUGGAGUGGUACCUCAAGGCGGCGGGUCGAGGACUUGCCGAGGCGCAGGAUGCGAUUUGUGACCUGUACUAUGAGGGCCACGGUGUUCCCAAGGACGACUCGAAGGCAUUGGAGUGGGCGUACAAGGCUGCCAACCAAGGAUUCGGGCCAGGAUUACGGAGUGUCGGUGUCCAUUUCCACGGCGGUCUAGGAGUUGUCAAGGAUUACUCUGCGGCCAUGCAAUGGUACCUCAAGGCGGUGGAGAAGGGGGAUGCGAGUGCUCAUUUCGGGAUCGGGAUGCUUUACCGUGAAGGUCACGGUGUUCUCCAAAACUACUCCAGAGCAAUGGAGUGGUUUCGCAAGGCCGCAGAUCUAGACUACUCGGAUGUGUUUGUGUCGAUUGCUAUUAUGUACGAGAAGGGUCAAGGCGUACCUCAGGAUUACACCAAGGCGAUGGAGUGGUAUCUCAAGGCCGCUGAGAAAGGAGAAGCGACAGCCCAGAACAACCUCGGCAUGCUGUACGGUCAGGGUCACGGUGUCGAGCAGGAUCACAGCAAGGCGAUUGAGUGGGUCAUGAAGGCGGCGGAAAAGGGAGAUGCGGUCAUUCAGAGUAACCUCGGCACCUACUACCGUACAGGCGUUGGUAUUGAGCAGGAUCACUCAAAGGCGUUUGAGUGGUACAUGAAAUCCGCCAAGCAAGGGAACGCGUUGGCUCAGUUCUGGAUCGGCAGCAUGUACGAGGAGGGGCUGGGCGUGGAGGAGGACCUCAGCAAGGCGGCGGAGUGGUACCUCAAGGCGGCGGAGCAGGACCAUGCGAACGCUCAGAGAGAUCUAGGAAAUCUCUACUUUGCAGGUCUCGGCGUCGAGCAGGAUCACAAGAAGGCGCUCGAAUGGUACCUCAAGGCCGCUAACAACAACAUCGCCGAGGCACAGAACAAUGUCGGCAUGAUUUACCAUCAGGCUCAGGGUGUCGAGCGGGACUAUUCCAAGGCUAUGGAAUGGUGUCUCAAGGCCGCCAAUCAAGGUCACGCCUACGCCCAGUUUAACGUCGGGUUCAUGUACGCCAACGGAGACGGAGUUGACGAGAGUGCUUCGAAAGCCGUUGAGUGGUUCAAGAAGGCUGCGGAGCAAGGGAAUGUGUCAUCUCAAGCCGAACUUGGCGACCACUACCGAGAGGGAGAGGGCGUCUCGCAGGAUUACGGCAAGGCGAUGGAAUGGUAUCUCAAGGCUGCAGAGCAGGAUCAUGAGAUGUCGCAGUUCUGGAUCGCCCGUAUGUACGAUGAGGGUCUUGGGGUCGUGCAGAGCGAGAAAACGGCGGCCGAGUGGUAUCUCAAAGGGGCGGAAAAAGGACACGGAUACUCUCAGUGUAACCUAGGCGUGCUGUACGAGAAAGGAUGGGGCGUCUCGAAGGACUACAAGAAGGCGGCAGAGUGGUACCAGAAGGCUGGCGACCAAGGCCAUUCAGUAGCGCAGAGCCAGCUAGGAUUGAUGUACCAUCACGGUCAUGGUGUCACGCAGGACUACAGCAAAGCAAGGGAGUGGUUCGCGAAGGCCGCGGAUCUGGAGGAUGCGACGGCUCAAUCCAACCUUGGCGAUUACUACCGCCUCGGUCGCGGUGGUCCGCAGGAUUUCAAGAGGGCUCUCGUAUGGUACCUCCUGGCCGCUCAACAAGAUGACGCCUCGGCUCAGUUUUGGAUCGCCCGUAUGCACGAGGAGGGUCUUGGUAUUUCAAAGGACAGCGAUGAGGCGGUGAAGUGGUACAUCAAGGCGGCGAGUCAAGGACAUGCGAACUCCCUCAACAACCUCGGAAGGAUCUUGUAUGUGGGUCGUGGCGUCGAGAAGGACUAUGCCAAGGCCAUGAAGUGCUUCCAGGAAGCGGCCGAGAGCGGCCAUGCUGGCGCCCAGAACCAGAUCGGGAUGAUGUACCAUCAAGGCCUCGGCGUUACUCGGAGCUACUCCAAGGCCAUGGAGUGGUGUAUGAAGGCUGCCAUCCAGGGCCACGCAUCCGGCCAGCACAACGUCGGCUACCUUUACAGCAAGGGCGCGGGAGUACUGCAGGAUCAUACGAAGGCCUUUGAAUGGUUCAAGAAGUCGGCACAGCAGGGAGAUGAGUCCGCCCAGUCCGACCUCGGCGACUACUAUCGGCAAGGUCUCGGUGUCCGCCAGAACUAUGGGCUUGCGAUGGAGUGGUACAUCAAGGCCGCCAGCCAGGAGGAUAAAUCGGCUCAGUUCUGGCUCGGUCAUAUGUAUGAGGAGGGUCUUGGGGUGACACAGAACUAUCGAGUUGCAGCAGAGUGGUACCACAAGGCGGCGGACCAAGGAUACACGGACGCCCAGCACAACCUUGGAGCGAUGUAUCAUGUGGGCCGUGGCGUUCUGCGAGACUACAACAGGGCGAUGGAAUGGUAUCUGCUGGCGGCUACGGAGGGGAAUGCUCAGGCCGAGAACAAGAUCGGUCUGAUGUACCACCAAGGACAGGGUGUAUCCCAAGACUACCGACUUGCCAUUCUGUGGUGUCUCAAAGCAGCCACUCGAGGUCAUGCGGUAUCCCAGUACAACGUCGGUCAGUACUACCACGAUGGCACAGGGGUCAACCGGGAUUAUUCGAAAGCCGUCGAGUGGUUUCGGAAGGCAGCGGAACAAGGUGACGAGUCGGCUCAGUUCAGUCUCGGCAACUGCUACCGAAUGGGACUGGGUGUUCGUCAAGACAACAGGAAGGCGCUCGACUCGUACAUCCUGGCCGCCAACCAAGGACAUUCGCCGUCGCAAGUCUGGGUCGGGUACAUCUGCGAGACGGGUCUUGGGGUCUCACAGGACUAUCGAGCGGCGAUGGCGUGGUAUCGGAAGGCGGCCGAUCAAGGAGACUCGAAUGCGCAGUAUGCGAUAGGGGUGUUGUACCAUUGGGGCAAUGGGGUAGAGCAGGAUCCGCGAGAGGCGAUGAAUUGGUACAUCAAGGCCUACAACCAGGGUAACGCACGAGCGAGGCAGAACAUGGACAUCCUAUACCAACACGGCUACCGUCACUCAUAG